UACAAUCUAUAUUUGUGUGUAAUAAAAAAUUAGUCUAAAACAAAGAAAAAUAAUGUUAAGUAGUACAAGGAGAUUGUUCGAGGCUUCAUUGAAUGGCGAUGUUGGAGAAUUACACCAACUGAUUAAAGAAAACCCUUUGAUUCUAGCCGAUUACUCACUUGUGUCCCCCCAUGAAAACCCACUUCACGUUGCCACAAAAGCUAUGAAACUUAGUUAUGUGAAAGAAAUUGUGAAGCUUAAGCCUGAAUUUGUUAAGGAGCUAAACAAAGAUGGGUUUAGGCCACUUGACAUAGCUUCGGCUUUGGGGCAUGUAGAGAUAGUAAAAGUGCUCAUAAAAGGUACAACAACAACUAGUAAUUUGUGUCGUUUGAAGGGGAGAGAUGGAAGAACGGCUAUUCACUAUGCUGCCAUGAGUGGGAAAAUUGAGGUGAUUGAUGUAUUGAUCUCUUCUUGUAAAGAAUGUGUUGAGGAUUUAACUUGUGUUGGAGAAACUUCACUUCAUUUGGCUGUCAAGUUUAAUAAAUUUCAGGCCUUUACAAACUUGGUUGAGUGGAUUCAAAGGAUUGGAGAAGAAGAAAUUGUUAAUUGGGGCGAUAAUGAUGGCAACACCGUUUUGCACCUCGCCGUAGCUACAAAACAACAUCAGGUAAUAUACAUAUUUUUGAUGAAGAGCGUAGAGCUAUUGCUCCGACGCAGUACCAAACUCGAAUUAAACGCAAGAAACUCAAGAGGCUUAACAGCAAUGGAUAUAAUAGACAUACAAACAUUGGAGAAUCCCAUUGAUGAAUAUCAUUUUCAACUCAAAGAAACUCUCCAAAACGCCACCGUAUUAACAUCAUCUCAUCAUAAUCACAACUCCACCGUUUCAAGUAAUAUUAACAACCAAUCACAAGAUCAUCAUCAAGAAGCUGAUAAUAAUAAUGAUCAUCAUAAUCAAAAAGACUGGAUCAAAUACUUUCGCUAUAACAAAACAAGAGAUUCACCAAGCAACACAAGAAACGCUCUCCUCGUCGUCGCAACCCUCAUCGCCACCGUCACUUUCCAAGCCGGAGUCAACCCACCAAUCCAUUUUUCAACCACAACAACAAAGUCAACGACUAUACAAAGAAAAGUCAACGCUAACAAUAAUGAUGAUCAUAAUAAUAAAUAUUCUAACUAUGACACACUCCUACGUAUCCCUGACGUCAUCUCUCCGUCACCAUUUGCACAACAGAUGCCUUACAUCCCAAGCGAGCCUUUGCCUUUCACGGUUGGGUUUGGAGUGGUUUUAGCCAACUUGGGAACCCUAGCAGCUUCCGAAAUGUUCUUAUUCGGAAACUCGCUAGGGCUCACUGCUUCGCUGAAUGUGAUAAUUUAUCUAACGGCGGGAUUUCCUUUCCAAAGAGAGCUUCACAUCUCAAUAUACUCGAUGUUGUUCGCUUAUGGUUGGUCGGUGCAGGGCUUGGAGAGUAGUGGUAAGGUUGGUUUGAGGAAUGUUAUUCUAGGGUUUGCUUUUCUUUUACCAUUUGUAUUGAGAUGGUUUCCAAGGUGGGGAAUUGGAAAGAGGAUUCGGUUGUGGUGGAUUAAUAAGAUGAUUAUGAUAAGGAACACUAGGGUUCAACAUUAUCCAACUUUGUGGUGAGGAGUUUGUGUAGCAUGUAAUAAUUUUAUUAUUAU
Cannabis sativa is the source of this 1656-nucleotide messenger RNA. Its product is annotated as ankyrin repeat-containing protein BDA1-like. The record is from RefSeq and is a predicted model, not a curated record. Gene Ontology annotation, molecular function: protein binding. The coding region runs from base 53 to 1621 and encodes 522 amino acids. NCBI's taxonomy places the organism in Eukaryota, Viridiplantae, Streptophyta, Magnoliopsida, Rosales, Cannabaceae. The transcript is spliced from 2 exons.